Messenger RNA from Argentina anserina (silverweed cinquefoil), 602 nucleotides. Its product is annotated as replication protein A 14 kDa subunit B-like. Gene Ontology annotation, biological process: DNA replication; DNA repair; DNA recombination. The coding region runs from base 68 to 388 and encodes 106 amino acids. Gene Ontology annotation, molecular function: DNA binding. The record is from RefSeq and is a predicted model, not a curated record. The transcript has 3 exons. Gene Ontology annotation, cellular component: nucleus. NCBI's taxonomy places the organism in Eukaryota, Viridiplantae, Streptophyta, Magnoliopsida, Rosales, Rosaceae.
CCGCCGCUGAAUCUUCCAAACCUCAAGCUCUAUUGUCCGGGGCGAUCCCCUCCGAUCAUCAAGUGGUAUGGAUACGUCAAACCCUUCUGUUUUUGUCAAUGCAGAGCUGCUGCGACUGUAUGUUGGAAGGCAGGUUCGGGCAUUGAUUCAGGUUGUGCAACUGGGUGCUGGAUCUGUCAUUGGCAAAUCUACUGAUGAAGUUCAGUUGACUGUAAAGGGCACCCCACCCUUUGCUCUUACAAAGUUUGUUGAGGUUAUUGGUGUUGCUGACAGUGAUAAAUCAAUCCAGGCUAGCCUAUGGAACAACUUUGGUGAAUCAAUUGACACUCAUUCGUACAAUCAGCUUUGCCUGCUUGCAAAUGGAGAAUUCAAGAACUUGUUCAUAUGAGUGACAACCUUCUGUCGUUGUAAUAGUGCAAUCUCAUCAGAUUCAGGACAAGAAGGGAUAAUGAGUGAUGUAGUCAGUAAUGUAGCUAUAAUACUGUCUUUUGGCAAGUUGUUCAAUUUUAAAGAAGUCUAGCGGUAAAGAUCUAGUUAUUAGGCAUGCACAUCUCUGCUGCCUCUAUUUACUAGUAAUUCAGAGUCAGACACAUUAUCUGCCU